Molecule: messenger RNA, 1997 nt
Organism: Pyrus x bretschneideri (Chinese white pear)
Lineage: Eukaryota; Viridiplantae; Streptophyta; Magnoliopsida; Rosales; Rosaceae
Exons: 4
Coding region: 651-1826 (391 amino acids)
Source: RefSeq, a predicted model, not a curated record
ACAAAAAACCAUAAACAGAGGAAGCAGCUCUCAUUUCGUUUUCACCUCUCUCUCUCUCUCUCUCUCUCUAGAAAUUUCUAGGUUUUUCGCAGGCGAACGGGAACAGGUAGCGCCGGAAAAUAGAGUUUCCGGCGGCCGAUCGUCUCGGAAUUGAGGAUACCAGCAGCAGCAUCAUGACGUUCUCGUGCCGUUGCUUAUCUCGGGAACCCUAACCGCAUUUCCAGAGAAAAUCCUACGCAAAAGCGACUUUUACCUGGCAGAGUUUUGAAGUUAUUCCAUACUUUGUUUGGCAAAUUGGAGGCAGAAGAAAUAUAUAAUAUUGGAUAUUAAAAGUUGCGAGAAGAUGCUGUGGAGUUGUCAGUGAAGGUGUUUGAUCGAUGUAUCGGCAUUAGAACCCUCUGCCUUUUGCUUUCGGGGUUUGAAUUUUGUAAUUUCGGUUUUUUUUUUAAAUGUAAAAUUUUAACUCUUUGUUCUCGGAUUUUGAACUUGAUUGCGGAGAGAAAAUUGAUUAGUAUAAUAGGUAGAGAAUUAGGAUUAAUUUUUUUGAUUAAGCUUGAGAGGAAGCUUUAACCUUGUGGAAAUGGAGGGACCAUGUGAAGACGAUCGGAGGUUCUGAUUUCUUUUUUCUCGUGAACUUGAUCACGCCGGUCAUGCCUUUUUCAAUGAAAAUCCAACCGAUCGAUUUUCGCACGAGUCCUGAAGACCUGACUCGGUUCGAGGCGGUCAAGCCGGUGGUGGCGAAGUCCCGGCUCAAGCGGCUCUUCGAGCGGCCGUUUACGAACGUACUGAAAAACUCUGCAGCGGCAGAGAAGGCCGGCCUCGGAAGCGAGGAGCCGCAUUUCAACAAGGAAGGCGUCGUCGGAGGCGGCAGCGGAGGAUCGGCCGAGUUCGAGCCGAGUUCGAUGUGCUUGACGAAGAUGGUCCAGAAUUUCAUCGAGGACAGCACCGAGAAGCAAUCAUCGGCUGUGGCGCGGUGCAGUCGGAACCGCUGCAACUGCUUCAACGGCAACGACAGUUCGGACGACGAAUCGGAGCUGUUUGGCGGUUUUGGCGACUCCAACGUGGCAUCCUCUGCCGAAGCAUGCGAGCUUCUCAAGGGUUUGGUUUCGUGCCAGAGCGUGAGCGAGAGGAACUUGCUAGCCGACGCGGUGAAGAUCGUUGAGAAAAACAAGGCCUGCUGCAAGCGGAAAGACGACACCUGCAGAACGGUCGUUUCUGAUAGUCUGUUAGCUCUCGGAUACGACGCGUCGGUUUGCAAAUCUCGUUGGGAAAAAGCUCCUUCCUAUCCCGCCGGAGAAUAUGAUUACGUUGACGUGAUCGUCAAAGGAGAGAGACUGCUGAUCGACGUCGAUUUCAGAUCGGAAUUCGAGAUCGCACGGCCGUCGAAGAGCUACAAGGCGAUUCUCCAGACGCUUCCGUACAUCUUCGUCGGGAAACCCGACCUGCUGUGGCGGAUCAUCGUGGUGGUGUCGGAGGCGGCUAAGCAAAGCUUGAAAAAGAAGGGGAUGCACGUUCCGCCGUGGAGGAAAGCGGAGUACAUCAAGGCCAAGUGGCUGUCUCCUCACAGUCGAGCCACGCCGGCGCCUUCCGAUUCGACUCAGGCUCCGGUGGCUGGCGAGUUGGGACAGAGUCAGGGCGAGAACUCGCGGGAGGAUGAUGAGUUGGGCUGCGAGUCGGUGUUUGAGAUGUCGGCGAGUUCUGGUGAGGAGGAAAAUGCGGUGCUAGUGAAGGAAUGGAAGCCGCCGGAGCUGAAGCCCAAGAGAUCGUCAGUGACCGGAUUAAAGAUCGUGACUGGUUUGGCUUCCGUCAUGGAAGAUGAGCAGUAAAAUUUUGAUAAUUUUUGGAUUUUUCUUGUACUUUUACUUUUGACUGUUAGGUUAAGUGAAAUAUCGUAUAUGACCCUAUAAUGGUAGAGCAUAACAACCGUUUGAUCCCUUCCACGUUUUUGAUGUAAGGGUCGGAUGUACUAAUAGCAAUAAAAUAAUAUUUUUACUAAA